GCGCGCGGGGGGAGCUGGGAAACUCCUCUCGUCCGCCACCAUCUUGCUUUCUUUCCAGCCGGCAGUGACCGAGGAUUAGAGCGAGCUUGAGCCAUGAAGCUACUAAGCAGAGCCGGGUCCCUCUCGAGAUUUUACUCCCUGAAAGUUGCUCCCAAAGUGAAAGCCACGGCCGCCCCUGCAGGAGUGCCUUCACAGCCUCAGGACCUUGAGUUUACCAAAUUACCAAACGGCUUAGUGAUUGCUUCUUUGGAAAACUAUGCUCCUGCAUCAAGAAUCGGUUUGUUCAUUAAAGCUGGCAGCAGAUAUGAGGACUCCAACAACUUAGGAACCUCUCAUCUGCUUCGUCUUGCAUCCAGUUUGACUACUAAAGGAGCUUCAUCUUUCAAGAUAACCCGUGGAAUCGAAGCAGUUGGUGGUAAAUUAAGUGUGACUUCAACCAGGGAAAGCAUGGCCUACACUGUGGAAUGCCUGCGGGACCAUGUUGAUAUUCUAAUGGAGUUCCUGCUCAAUGUCACCACAUCACCAGAAUUUCGUCGUUGGGAAGUGGCUGCCCUUCAGUCUCAGCUAAGGACUGACAAAGCUGUAGCUUUUCAGAAUCCACAGGCUCAUGUCCUUGAAAAUCUGCAUGCUGCGGCUUACCGAAAUGCCUUGGCCAAUUCUCUGUAUUGUCCUGAUUAUAGGAUUGGAAAAGUGACACCAGAUGAGUUGCAUUACUUUGUUCAGAACCAUUUCACAAGUGCGAGAAUGGCUUUGAUUGGACUUGGUGUGAGUCACCCUGUUCUAAAGCAAGUUGCAGAACAGUUUCUCAACAUGAGGGGUGGGCUUGGUUUACCUGGUACGAAGGCCAAGUACCGUGGAGGUGAAAUCCGAGAGCAGAAUGGAGACAGUCUUGUUCACGCUGCUCUGGUAGCUGAAAGUGCUGCCACAGGAAGUGCGGAAGCAAAUGCAUUUAGUGUUCUCCAGUAUGUUCUUGGUGCCGGACCACAUGUCAAGAGGGGCAGCAAUCCCACCAGCUCUCUGUACCAGGCUGUUGCCAAGGGAGUUCACCAGCCAUUUGAUGUUUCCGCUUUUAACGCCAGUUACUCGGAUUCUGGACUCUUUGGGAUUUACACCAUCUCACAGGCUGCUGCAGCUGGAGAUGUUAUCAAGGCUGCCUAUGGCCAAGUAAAAACGAUUGCUCAAGGAAACCUUUCCAACGCAGACAUCCAAGCUGCCAAGAACAAGCUGAAAGCUGGCUACCUAAUGUCAGUGGAGUCUUCUGAGGGGUUCCUGGAUGAAGUCGGGUCCCAGGCGCUGGGUGCGGGAUCAUACACGCCGCCAGCCACAGUCCUUCAGCAGAUAGACUCCGUAGCUGACGCCGAUGUCGUAAACGCUGCAAAGAAGUUUGUUUCUGGCCAGAAGUCAAUGGCGGCAAGUGGAAAUCUGGGCCAUACACCUUUUGUUGAUGAGUUGUAAUACUGAAACACAUCUUGCAGGGAAGAGCUGAACAUGUUCUCAACCCAGAGCAGCAAACACAUGAAAGUCAAAGAUCUCUAAUAGAACAUUUAUCUUUUUUUUUUUUUUCAAUGAGGUGAAAUGUCUUAACAUAUAAAUACAGGUAAUUAUCCCCAGCUGACUUAAAGUCAAUAAAACAUUCUGUUUAAAUGUUUUUCUUGCAUCUUUGCUAUUGGUAAUCAAGUAUUUAUUAUAUGUUGA
Molecule: messenger RNA, 1695 nt
Organism: Enhydra lutris kenyoni (northern sea otter)
Lineage: Eukaryota; Metazoa; Chordata; Mammalia; Carnivora; Mustelidae
Product: cytochrome b-c1 complex subunit 2, mitochondrial
Exons: 14
Coding region: 94-1455 (453 amino acids)
Biological process (GO): proteolysis
Cellular component (GO): mitochondrion
Molecular function (GO): metalloendopeptidase activity; metal ion binding
Source: RefSeq, a predicted model, not a curated record